AUGUCAUCAUCUGAUAUAUCACUAACACUUGAGACAGUUCAUCAAUGGGCACGUUCUGGUCAUGAAUCAGAUAAAGUUUAUCGGUUUUUAUUUCUUCAUCCUGAAGAUUUAUUUACAAUUCCAAAAGGACGUAAAUGGUCAAUUGGACAUCAAAUAGUUUAUAAUGGAGAUGUUAAUCUUUUACAACGUAUUCUUGCACUUUUUUCUGAUGAUCAAAUUAAUAUUCAUACAUUAUCAAACGAUCAAAAAACUCUUCUUGAUGUUGCUAAAGAACGACGUGACCGUUAUAAUGACAUGUAUAUCUAUGUUGAACAUUUAUUUCUUCAAGAUGAUUUAAUUCAAGCAGCUAAAAAUAGUAAUUGGGAUUUAGUUAAACAUAUUCUUAGAAGAAAUCCUGAAUUAUCAAAUGAAAAACCUCCUUAUUCAACAAAUUUUCUUUUACAUUAUGUUAUACAAAAUGGUAAUAAAUCUAUAUUAGAAGAUUUACUUAAAAAUUAUCAAUUUCAAAUGAAUAUUGUUAGUGCACAAAAUGAAACAUUAAUAGAUAUGGCUAAAAGACUUGAAAAAACUGAUAUGUAUUCAAUACUUGAGCCCAUAAGACGUGAAGAAUUACGUUUAACUCCAACAAACAUUCGAUCAACAUCAUCAUUAUCAGCUAAUCAACAUAAAUUAUAUAAAACUCCGCUAACAUCUACUUUUAGCCUUCCUACACUUCCAUUACGUAGUUCUAAUUCUAAAUUACCAUAUCCAAUAGAAGAUCCAUUUCCUAGUGCAAUGUUUUCGAAUGUUUUACUUAAUCUUAAUGCAAGUGGUAAUUUUACAGUUACAACAUUAAAUAAAUUUAGUACAGUUCAUAUUCAACCAUCAAUAGUUGAAGAAAAACAACAACAACAACAAGAAAAAAUAAAUAUAAAAGAUACACAAGAUAAACAUAUUGGUUUGAUGAAAACUAUAUCGGAUCCAAAUGUCGAACAAACAGUUGUAUCACCAACAUCAAAUGCACAAUUAAAGAAAAAUUUAACAUGUUCUUUAACACAAGAAAUUUUUACUGAUCCUGUUAUUGCUAGUGAUGGUCAAACAUAUGAACGAGAAGCUAUUACAGAAUGGGUUAAUUUAUAUCAUUGUUCACCAAUGACAGGUGCACCAAUGACUACAAUAUUUAAAGAAAAUACUGAACUUAAACAAAUUAUUCAAUCAAUGAGACAACAGAAUUAA
Rotaria sp. Silwood1 is the source of this 1215-nucleotide messenger RNA. Lineage: Eukaryota; Metazoa; Rotifera; Eurotatoria; Philodinida; Philodinidae. The record is from the annotation of a GenBank genome assembly.